GUACAAUAUAAAAUCCUUAAUUAAUUUAUAACUAUUAUAAUUGUUUAGAUAACUGAAUUUAAAUUGCCGCUUAAAGCAUGCAGAAUUUGCGCGGACGAAUUGGAUAUCGCUUUAAAAAUCCGUUUUAAAAUUAUCAGAAGAAGUCAACAAGUUAAGAAAAAUUUGAUAGGAAAAAAGUUGGCAUUUACUCAAACUGAUAAUACAAAUAUGAUCACAAGAGGUUCUCAAACUGACAAAUUUGUACAAGUUGAUAUUCCUAGUGGUCCUAAAUUGAAUAACCUGAAGGCAAAUACUGAAUUAAAGAAAAAUUUAAUUAUUGCCCCAGUUGAUCUACAAAGGUAUUCUGCAAGAAAAUGUGAAACUUCGGUUAUGGAGGGAUCCAUUGAUCAAAAUUACGUUUCUGAAAAAGACAAAGAAAAUGGCAAUGAUGAUCAGAUAAGCAUGUUAAAUGUAGUUGAAAAAAAAGACUUUAUAAAUCUUCCUCACUCGGAAGUUAAGAGUGUCCUCAGGAAAAUGGCAAUCACAAACAAGCAAUGUUUACGUUGUUACAAAUGUUUUUCAGACAACCUAACUUUAAUAAAGCACAUACGAAAAAAUUGUUCAUUAAAACUUUCAAGGGGAGAGGUUGUGGACAAUGUAGAGGGUACCAGUGAACAAGAACGAACCUGCAGCAAAUGUCGGUCAAUUUUCCGUACCAUCCUUGACCUUAAUCUACAUAAAGAAUUUGACCAUAAUAACUUAGUUUGUCCCCAGUGUUUAACAUUCUGUUAUAAUAACAUUGAUCAACAUCAUACAUUGCAUAAAAGCGAGAAAAAAAUGACAUGCGAAUACUGCGAUGGCACUUUAACAAAAACUUCAGUGGUAAUUCACAAAGUGGCACAUGCCUGGAAUUGGUGGAAACAUGGGAAAAGUCCAUGUAUGAAUUGCAAUGAACUUGUCUCAAACGAUUACAGAUACAAUCAUCAUUUUGAAUGCUCUCAGAAGAAAUUUGUUUGUGAGACAUGCGGUUAUGUACUCAAAACACUCUCGUCACUCAAGAAGCAUAAACUUGAACACGAAAAAUUGUAUAAAUGCGUAAUUUGCUUGAAGGAUUUCUUUAACAAGAAGGAGUUAAUCAGACACAACCAAGUAAGUCAUAUAAUUUUGUCAAGUAUACAACUGAAGAAGAUUAAAUUGAAAAAUGAUGCACUAUCUCCUCCAUGCCAAACAGUUAAAGGACAAAAACAGAGAAAUUCACCGAAAAGAAUUAAUUUUACCCGUACAGAAGUAUGAAAAUUACUGAAAUAACAACGUUUUUAUUAAAAGUUGUUCACCAUUGCGUACGUUUUGUUCUGCAUUUAUAAAAUAAGUAAAUUUCAUAAUUUUCUCAUAAACUAAAAAAAAUUUA
Agrilus planipennis (emerald ash borer) is the source of this 1387-nucleotide messenger RNA. Its product is annotated as zinc finger protein 729. Bases 208 to 1272 code for a protein of 354 amino acids. The transcript is spliced from 3 exons. Lineage: Eukaryota; Metazoa; Arthropoda; Insecta; Coleoptera; Buprestidae. Gene Ontology annotation, cellular component: nucleus. Gene Ontology annotation, molecular function: RNA polymerase II transcription regulatory region sequence-specific DNA binding; DNA-binding transcription factor activity, RNA polymerase II-specific. The record is from RefSeq and is a predicted model, not a curated record. Gene Ontology annotation, biological process: regulation of transcription by RNA polymerase II.